Molecule: messenger RNA, 926 nt
Organism: Phaeodactylum tricornutum CCAP 1055/1
Lineage: Eukaryota; Bacillariophyta; Bacillariophyceae; Surirellales; Neidiaceae
Exons: 1
Coding region: 114-926 (270 amino acids)
Source: RefSeq, a predicted model, not a curated record
GGAAACAUUGCGUAGUAUUAUUAUUCCUAUUCCGUACCAUGCCAGUCUCGCCAUACUAACGGGUAAGACCCUCGCGCUGUCCUAAUCGUCCCGAGUCCGAGGCGUACAACAGCAUGGCGCUCUCGUCGAACAAGGCCGGCUUAGCUGGCUCUCGUCGUCGACGGCGCAUCCUCAAGGGAGUGCAGGUUCCGUUGCUUCGAUCGUUCAUGUUGCUACUCGUCGUUUGGUUUUUCAACGAUACACCCUCGGUCAUCUCGGCAUUCACUCCUCGUCGUUCGUGUACGGCAUGGCAUCGCUCUUCUUACUCUCUCCCGCGGCCUUUACUUUCUAGGAACGAGUUUGUGCUCCGGAAAAUCCAAGUCAAAGUCGACAACGAGGCUCCAUCUAGAGUCGAGGACCUCCCUUCGACGGUUCCUUUCCGUAGUUCGUCUUACAUUCGUUCCUUUCUGUGGACGUAUGGUCCAUACGGAGCAUCCGCGGUACUGGUGUGGCGAGGGAUCUGGGAUCUACAGGAUAUAUACCUCUUUCCGGAUGACCUCAUCACGUCCUCUCUCCUGAGUGCCGCGAUUGGGAUUACCUUCGGAACCGUCGCCUUCUUUGCCCAACACGUCCUGAACGAUACAGUAAAAACUGUACUCGUUGCCGUUGCGUCCAUUUCGUACUGGCGAGGUGUUUGGAUUCUCUGGGAUGAAUUGGUCUGGCCACAAGACCCAACCCUGCAGAGUGCGGCUGGCCUGGCGGUCGGAUCCGCCGUCUUGCUCGCGGCCAAGUCAUUUCGACUGGGCGUUGCAAGUCCACCCAUUCUUCAUCAAAACGAUCAAAUCUAUUUGUUAGAGGACCCCUUCCUCGGACCGGCGCACGCCGCUUUUGAUGUCGCUCAUCAAGAAGAGGAAGUCCUGCACGGUGUGGACGGAGUACGUGACUAG